This is a messenger RNA of Quercus lobata, 1035 nucleotides long. RefSeq names its product epoxide hydrolase A-like. The record is from RefSeq and is a predicted model, not a curated record. NCBI's taxonomy places the organism in Eukaryota, Viridiplantae, Streptophyta, Magnoliopsida, Fagales, Fagaceae. Gene Ontology annotation, molecular function: catalytic activity. The coding region runs from base 21 to 968 and encodes 315 amino acids. The transcript is spliced from 3 exons.
CACAAGAAAAGAGAUCAAAGAUGGAGAAGAUAGAGCACACAACAGUUGCCACAAAUGGCAUAAAUAUGCACAUAGCUUCAAUAGGUACAGGCCCAGUGAUCCUCUUCCUUCACGGCUUCCCUGAGCUCUGGUACUCAUGGCGCAACCAGCUUCUCUCCCUCUCCUCCCUUGGCUACCGUUGCAUAGCCCCUGACCUCCGUGGACAUGGCGACACCGACGCCCCGCCCUCCUCCGCCACCUACUCCGGGAUCCACAUCGCCGGUGACCUUGUUGGCCUGCUUGACCAUCUGGGUAUCGACCAGGUCUUCUUGGUCGGCCAUGACUGGGGAGCUAUGAUGGCCUGGUACUUUUGCUGGUUCAGGCCAGAUCGUGUCAAGGCUUUGGUCACCUUGAGCGUGCCAUUUUUUCCCAGGAACCCAACCAUCAAGUUUGUGGAUGGCUUGAGAGCUUCAUUAGGCGAUGAUUAUUAUUUUUGCUGGUUUCAGGAACCUGGAGUAGCUGAAGAAGAUUUUGCUCGCAUGGAUACUGCAAUUCUAAUGAAGAAGUUGUUUUCAGUAUUUGAUGAUCUUCUAUUUAUACCCAAAGACAUAGGAUUUUCAGGAUUGCAAAUUUCAGAUACCUUGCCCUCAUGGUUGACAGAAGAAGAUAUUAAUUAUUACGCUAAAAAAUUCGACCAGAAAGGCUUUACUGGAGGAUUGAACUACUAUAGAGCUGCUGACCUAACCUGGGAGCUCACAGCACCAUGGACUGGAUUACAAGUCAAAGUACCAUCAAAGUUCAUUGUGGGUGACCAAGACAUCGUCUAUAAGAUGCCAGGUGUUAAGGAAUAUGUACAAAACGGUGGCUUCAAGAAAGAUGUGCCAAAUUUGCAAGAUGUAGUUGUGAUGGAAGGAGUGGCUCACUUUAUCAACCAAGAAAAGCCAGAGGAGAUCAGCACACACAUAUAUGACUUUAUCAAGAAGUUUUAAUUGCCAUUGCCUGCAUUGGCAAUGCUAAAUUCCUGUAUGUUUGAUCUGCAAUUGAUAUUUACCUACC